Messenger RNA from Cottoperca gobio, 2935 nucleotides. RefSeq names its product transmembrane channel-like protein 6. Gene Ontology annotation, cellular component: plasma membrane. Gene Ontology annotation, molecular function: mechanosensitive monoatomic ion channel activity. The record is from RefSeq and is a predicted model, not a curated record. NCBI's taxonomy places the organism in Eukaryota, Metazoa, Chordata, Actinopteri, Perciformes, Bovichtidae.
GAGAGAGAGAGAGAGAGAGAGAGAGAGAGAGAGAGAGAGAGAGAGAGAGAGAGAGUGUGAGAGAGGAAGUAUGUAUUUGGAAGAUGUGCCAGUGAUAACCCACUGCUCUGUGGUCAACUAUCUAACUGAUGGGGAAGACUGAGCCGCUGUGUGUGUAAACAGUGAUCAUCAAGGACCAUGGCAUACAGUGCCAACAUUUGCCAAACGGACUCGGAUUCCGAGUCUGACUUUGAGAACAUGGGAGAAAGUGAACUUGCUCAGGAGUCGUUCCAGCUUGUUGGAAAGCCAGCAGCCGGCACCCAGAGGUGUCCUGUAUCCCUACAGAUGGACGUUAUUCGAGAAUGCACAGGUGCAAAUGGAGAAAAUCCGCCAUUUACUGCUAGCUGCCACACGAGAGACGAGCCACGUCACAGGGGGCAGGUGCACUCUCUGCAGAGGCAUCGCUGGUCAGCUGCUACCUUAAAGGUCCUCUCCUCAAUGCCCAGUCACACUGCUGGGAUGAAUAGCGCUGCAGUAAUUCCCGAGCGUGCCAUAGUCUCACGGCACCAGACCUCCUCCCAUGAUUCUUCUCACACCUCCAGACUAAUCCAGGAAGACUUUGGCCAGACAGAUAUGGAGGAAAAUGGAACCGGAGAAAACAAGAAGGAGCAGUUGGUGUCUGACCUCCGAGGCCUCUCUGUGAGCGAGGCCAUGUGCAAGCUGCGAGCCACGCCGCUCAGCCUGACGGAUAAGAUGAAAGUCAGGCGACUUGCCUUCAGUGAUAGAGCUGAGAGUUCACUCCUCAGCAGAAACGUCCCAUGCUACAGUCGUCUCAGCAUGUACAUGUUGAGGACUUGGCGCCAGUUCCUUUUCAACUGCCUCCUUAUCCUCACUUCGCUCCAGUUGUGGCAUUCACCCAUGAAGAGACUGAGCGGACGCUUUGGAACCGGGGUGCUUUCCUACUUCCUGUUCCUCCGGACCCUCCUGCUCUUUAACCUCCUCCUCUUCACCAUCAACGGCCUGUUCCUGGUCUUCCCGCAAGCCGUCAACCCUCCUCCUCAUGACUCUCAUCUCAACAGUUUCACUGGCCUUGAGCUUCUCACAGGGACGGGAUACCUCUCUCAGAGUGUGAUGUUUUACGGCUACUACACCAACACCAUCCUCAAAACUUGUCGGGCUGCUAACUCCACUGAUGAAACAUUUGACCUGCCAGUCUGUGAUUCCGACAAGCCCCAGAUAGUUCCAUACAGCAUACCUGCAGCCUAUUUCUUUACCAUCGGCAUCGCCUUCUUCAUUAUGUGCAUCAUCCUCGUGUACAGCAUAUCCAAGUCUUUCGGGAGAAGUUUACAAGUCCUCAAGUCCAAUGGGAAUCUAGCUGGAAACGUUUUCUGCUCCUGGGACUUUAAAGUCAGCAAGAUGACGUCUGUCAGAUUGCAGUCUGAGACAAUCAGCACUCAGCUCAAAGAGCUGCUGUCUGAGAUGAUGAGUGGAGAAGAUGAAAAGAGCUGCAUGCAGCGACUCUGCUGCGUCGUGUUGCACAUGGUGGCGUGGGCUAUAUGUCUGGCCAGCAUCUUCCUGGGCACCAUGGCAGUCCACUACUUGUCAGAGGAGUCUAUUACGCAGCGUCCUGUCAAAGAAACUGAGCUGCUGCUCCUGCCUGCAGUGGUGUCGGGCAUUAACCUGUUAGUCCCUGGCCUGUUCAACCUGUGUGCUUGGAUAGAGAAUCAUGACUCCCCCAGCGUUUGCGUCUGUGUCUCCAUCUUCAGGAAUCUGUUUUUGAAGGUCAGUAUUGUUGGAGUGCUGUGUUACCGCUGGCUGGGGAGGAUUGCUGUGGAUCCAGAAAGUCAAAAAUUAAAGUGUUGGGAGAACUUUGUGGGGCAAGAACUGUAUCGUUUGCUCCUGAUGGACUUUGUCUUCACAGUGCUUUACACUUUCCUGGGAGAGUUCCUGUGGAGGCUGUUUUUCAAGCAAGUGCUGAAAAGGAACAGGAUGCCAGUGUUUGACAUUGCUCGUAAUGUGCUGGAACUCAUACACGGACAAACCCUCACUUGGCUCGGGGUUCUGUUUGCUCCAUUGCUUCCUGCAGUCCAGAUCAUCAAACUGUUUGUGUUAUUUUACAUGAAGAAGGGCAGUCUACUGCUCAACUGUCAAGCCUCGAGGAAACCCUGGCGGGCCAGUCAGAUGACGACGCUGUUCGUCUGUCUUUUGUGGUUACCCUCGUUUCUUGGCGCUGCUGUAACUGUCACUUAUACAAUUUGGACGAUUAAACCCUCGCCAGAGUGCGGCCCGUUCAGGAAUCUCACCACAAUGUUUGAGGCGGGGCAGUUGUGGGCCCAGGAGCUGGAGAAAGCUCACUCUCUCCCGUCUUGGCUCAGCUGGGCGUACAACGCUCUGCUGGAGAACCCACUGUUCUUAUUCCUCACCACAGGAGUCUUUCUAAUGGUGAUAUAUUUUCACACUCAUGUUGUUGAUGGCCAAAGGAAAAUCAUCAGUCGGUUAGAAAAGCAAAUUGAAAAUGAGGGUAAAGACAAAAAGUUCCUCAUCAACAAUUUGCAAGCCAUUCAUGAGCGGAGUGGUCUGGUUUCCCCUCAUAGAUAAGCUGAACAACAUGCACACCAUACUGUACCAAUGGAAAGAUGGUAUCUCAUCAGUGACCAGCAUCUUUGCUUUGAUGGAUGGUUAUCAAUAUUAUCAGGAAGGUCACCUACAAGCUGCGAUGAGAACAAAAGUGAAAAGCAAAAGCAAAGACAGUAAAAUGUGUUAUUUUCAAAUAUUUGCCACAAAGUUUGAGUUGUGUGUGUGUACUGGAUGAACACAAACUAAUGCCAGCUGUUGGCACUAUAAUAUAUUUAUAGAUGGAGCUCCUAAUGAAUGCCAGGAUGUACAUUUAUGUGUAGUAUUAGAUUCUGUUCAAGGUUAUGAAUAUGUUGUUUGAAAAUAAAUUUGUUUGAGUACA